GAGGAUAAUCAGAUCCUGCAUUUCCCCCUCUAUUCUUUCACAUCUCACUCAACUCUUAAAUCCUCUCUCAUUCUCAUCCAAAAACAAAACCUCUAACAACACUUCAUACAGACCAAAUAUCUCACACCCACAGACAAACACAGAUACUGACACCCAAAUUAAUCCAGUUUACACAUUUUCUAAUUCCCUCAAUAAAAAAAAACGAUUUUGAUAUCAAAAUCGAAUAGCCAAAUGGCUUAUUAAUCAGAUCCAUCUUCUUCUUCAAAAUGGGUCACCCCAAUUUCCCACCUUGGAAGCGCACAAACACUCGUCAAUGGCGUCUCCUAGACCUCAUUUCCAUUGCUUUCUUUUCCUUACUCUUUCUCUUCUUUGUUCUCUUUUACACCACCCUUGGUGGCCGCCGGGUAGUCGGUCCAUCUACCAUCGACCCGCAACAGCGCACUCGCAUUGUGGUGGCGAUCGAGGAGGGGAUGCCAAAUGGGAAGAUCAUUGAGGCUUGUCCUGCUAGUGAGGCGGACCACAUGCCGUGUGAGGAUCCUAGACGGAAUAGUCAGCUCAGUAGGGAGAUGAACUACUAUAGGGAAAGACAUUGUCCUCUGCCGGAGGAGACAGCACUCUGCUUGAUUCCGCCGCCUAAGGGGUACCGGAUCCCGGUGCCGUGGCCAGAAAGCAUGCACAAGAUAUGGCAUAGCAACAUGCCACACAACAAGAUUGCUGAUAGGAAGGGCCACCAAGGAUGGAUGAAACGAGAAGGUCAACACUUUUUAUUCCCCGGCGGCGGUACAAUGUUUCCAGAUGGAGCAGAGCAAUAUAUCGAAAAACUCAGUCAAUACAUUCCCAUAAAGGGAGGUGCUCUGAGGACUGCACUUGACAUGGGGUGUGGGGUUGCUAGUUUUGGAGGAUAUUUACUAGCUCAAAACAUUUUAGCUAUGUCUUUUGCUCCAAGAGAUUCACAUAAAUCACAGAUACAAUUUGCCUUGGAAAGAGGAAUACCGGCUUUUGUCGCUAUGCUUGGGACUCGAAGACUGCCAUUUCCUGCAUUUGGAUUUGACUUAGUUCAUUGUUCUCGGUGUUUGAUCCCAUUUACAGCCUACAAUGCAACUUAUUUCCUUGAAGUAGAUAGAUUACUUCGCCCUGGUGGAUAUCUAGUAAUCUCCGGUCCGCCUGUUCGGUGGCCUAAACAAGAAAAAGAAUGGUCAGAUCUCCAGGCUGUUGCAAAAACCUUGUGUUAUGAACAGAUUACUGUAGAUGGUAACACUGCAAUCUGGAAGAAGCCGGCCGGAGAUUCGUGUCUUCCUAACCAAAAUGAAUUUGGUCUCGAGUUAUGUGAUGAUUCCGGUGACUUAAGUCAAGCUUGGUACUUUAAAUUGAAGAAAUGUGUAAGUAGUACAUCAUCUAUCAAAGGAGAUUAUGCAAUUGGAACAAUUCCAAAAUGGCCAAUGAGGCUAACUGCCGCACCUUUGAGAUCCACUCUCCUGAAAACCGGUGUUGAUGUAUACGAGGCCGACACUAAGCAGUGGGCGAGGAGGGUUGCGCACUAUAAAAAUUCUCUGAACAUAAAGUUGGGGACUCCAUCGAUACGCAACAUCAUGGACAUGAAUGCUUUGUAUGGAGGUUUUGCAGCUGCCUUAAAAUCUGAUCCCGUGUGGGUAAUGAAUGUAGUUCCGGCUCAAAAGCCACCUACUCUUGAUGCGAUCUUUGACAGAGGCCUUAUUGGGGUCUAUCAUGAUUGGUGUGAACCUUUUUCAACAUACCCUCGAACAUAUGAUCUGAUCCAUGUGGUUAGCAUUGAAUCGCUUAUUAAAGAUCCAGCUUCUGGUAAAACCAGAUGCAACAUUGUUGAUUUGAUGGUGGAAAUUGACCGCAUAUUGCGGCCAGAGGGAACCAUUGUGGUGAGAGAUGCUCCUGAAGUAAUCGACAAAGUAGCUCGCAUUGCUCAUUCAGUGAGGUGGAAGCCGACCAUUUACGAUAAAGAACCUGACUCACACAACAGCGAAAAAAUUCUAGUUUUGACCAAGACAUUCUGGAAGCUCUAAUUCUCAUCCCAAUUACAUAUGUGUAAUUAAGGUAAAAUUCCUUUGAUUGUCCAGUGGUGGUGUCAAAGAUAUAUCUUUCUUUGCAUCAAAGAGAAGCAGUCUUGUAACUUGGUCAUGUAAAGAAGACUGUAAAGUUAGGGAAUGGCAAAAAAUGGAAAACUUGUGCAGUUCAUGUGGAGAGCAUAUAUGUGUUCAUUAUAUUUUCUCUUAGCUUCAUGGAUGAAUUGUAAUUCAAUUUUUUUUAUUUAACAUUACUUAUUCAUUGAGAAAAAAGAGUUAAUCAUAAUUCUAAUCCAGCUAUAUUUUGCA
Molecule: messenger RNA, 2345 nt
Organism: Lathyrus oleraceus (garden pea)
Lineage: Eukaryota; Viridiplantae; Streptophyta; Magnoliopsida; Fabales; Fabaceae
Product: probable pectin methyltransferase QUA3
Exons: 7
Coding region: 267-2036 (589 amino acids)
Cellular component (GO): trans-Golgi network; endosome; cytoplasm
Molecular function (GO): S-adenosylmethionine-dependent methyltransferase activity
Source: RefSeq, a predicted model, not a curated record